Molecule: messenger RNA, 339 nt
Organism: Volvox carteri f. nagariensis
Lineage: Eukaryota; Viridiplantae; Chlorophyta; Chlorophyceae; Chlamydomonadales; Volvocaceae
Exons: 2
Biological process (GO): protein phosphorylation
Cellular component (GO): cytosol
Molecular function (GO): ATP binding; eukaryotic translation initiation factor 2alpha kinase activity
Source: RefSeq, a predicted model, not a curated record
CUGGACGGUCGGCAGUACGCUGUGAAGAAGAUCAAGCUAGAGAGCGGCUCGCCGUCCGCCUACGCGCGCAUCACGCGCGAGGUGGCUACGCUGAGUCGGCUGCAGCACCCCAACGUGGUGCGGUACUUCCAGGUAAGCGGCUUCACACGGCACAUGCUCGGAUCAACACUUUCCUCUCCCUCGCAUCCUUCGGGUCUCUCCCAUGUCGGUUGCCUCUUUCGCCCCCAACGCCCAGGCCUGGCGUACAUCCACAGCCAGGGUGUCAUUCACCGCGACCUAAAGCCCGCCAAUAUCUUCUAUGGUGCUAACGGCGAAAUAAAGCUGGGUGACUUUGGCCUG